Molecule: messenger RNA, 673 nt
Organism: Rhodofomes roseus
Lineage: Eukaryota; Fungi; Basidiomycota; Agaricomycetes; Polyporales; Fomitopsidaceae
Exons: 4
Coding region: 134-469 (111 amino acids)
Source: RefSeq, a predicted model, not a curated record
CAGGCUGGCACCUUUUCCGGAAGUCGUGUGUCAUGUAGAGCCCCGCCGUGCGCGUAUAUAACCAAGGGCCCGGUAGGACGCCGGGCAAUAACAGUUCCCCUACCACUUCAAGCUUUCUCUUCCAGUGUGCAUCAUGAAACUCAUCUUCAGCUCGCUUUUCGUGCUCCUAGUAUCGGCUGCGAACGCCCUGGUACUCGACGCGCCCCCGGCUUCCGGCUGGAAAGCGAAGGAGACCGUCACCGAAGGCUGGCAGUCGAGUGCCGCGGAUCCUCCGUCGUUCACCUUGAUGCUCUACACGGGCACGGCGGGGGAGACCUUCUUCCUCGGUAACCAUCAGACUGCCGACGACACGGCGACCUUCACUCUUCCUGGAGUCUCCCCUGGCUCUUACCAUCUCGGCGCGGUUAACACGACAAACCUUAACCAGGUCUGGGCUGUUACCGGGCAGUUCAACAUUACGGCUGCGUGAUGUGCGCGACACCAGCUGGCUAGCUGCAGUGUUGAGAGAGGUGUAACGGACGCGUCGCCGGUGUAAAGUGUCUCCUCGGAGACAUGUGGCGCGGUACUUUUGUGCUUUCUCGAUAAUUGGCAUCAUUAUUGGUGCUUCGUGCUAUGAUGCUUGCUUCGACAUCGGUCUAUGGCUCCUACCCGUGCUUCUGAGCAUAAGAAAUGC